AGUCCCAUAUACUCAACAGGUCAGCGUCGUGGUGACGUAAACCAGCAUGACGCCCUUACAGACGCACUGAGCGGAAAAUAAUAAUAACUGUAGCCUACCACACAAGCAUAAGCCAGCCACACUAAGCACUAGUAUUCAGGAUUCACAGUGCACACCGAGCUGUUUUGUCAUUUCGUGUCCUGUCCUGUCCUGCUGCCUCACAGUUUAUCUACCUGGUGAGUGUCUGAAGUCCACCCUGGAGGGACAGAGCAGAAGUAACGGGAGGAAGACCACGGAUUUACGGACUGACCGCUCCUGUACGGAAACUGUAAAGACAUGGGAGCUGUUCUGGGGGCCUUUUCCGUCGCAAGCUGGGUGCCAUGCUUGUGCAGCAGUGCAACCUGUCUGAUGUGCAGCUGCUGUCCGAGCAUCAGGAACUCCACAGUGACCAGGAUUAUCUAUGCCUUCAUCUUGCUGCUGGGUACCAUUGUCGCCUGCAUCAUGCUGUCGCCAGGUGUGGAUCAGCAGCUAAAAAGGAUCCCCGGUUUCUGUGAAGAUGGGGCUGGCUCUUCUAUCCCCGGCCUGCAGGCUGAUGUCAACUGUGAAAUGUUUGUGGGCUACAAGGCAGUGUACCGCAUCUGCUUUGGCAUGAGUAUGUGGUUCCUGGCGUUUGCCAUUCUUAUGAUUAACAUCAAGAACAGCAGGGACCCCCGUGCUGCUAUUCACAAUGGAUUUUGGUUCUUUAAGUUUGCUGCUUUGGUGGCAGUAACAACUGGUGCCUUUUAUAUUCCAGAUGGGCCUUUUACCUACACAUGGUUUGUCGUGGGAUCUGGUGGAGCUUUCUUUUUCAUUCUGAUCCAGCUGGUGCUGCUGGUGGACUUCGCACACUCCUGGAACGAGGCCUGGGUGGGAAACAUGGAGACUGGCAACUCAAGGGGCUGGUAUGCAGCUUUGCUGACAGUCACAAUCCUCAACUACACCCUGUCAUUUAUUGCUGUCGUGCUGUCCUUCGUCUUCUACACCAAGCCUGAUGGAUGCUUCAUCAACAAGUUCUUCAUCAGCUUCAACAUGUUGCUCUGCAUUGUGGCCUCUAUUGUGUCCGUGCUGCCUAAAGUACAGGAGUCUCAGACACGUUCAGGUCUUCUACAGUCCUCCAUCAUCACCCUGUACACCAUGUUUCUGACCUGGUCUGCUAUGACCAAUGAGCCUGACCGAGAAUGUAACCCCAGCCUACUGAGUAUCAUCCAGCAGAUCACAGCCCCAACACUGGCCCCUGUGGAGAUGGAAAACCAGACAGCAGUGGUAAUCAUCGGCCCAGAGGAACCUGUCCUGACAUCUCCGUACCUGCAGUGGUGGGAUGCGCAAAGUAUAGUGGGGCUUGCUAUAUUUGUCCUGUGCAUCCUUUACUCGAGCAUUCGUUCGUCCAGCACCAGCCAGGUGAACAAGCUGACCAUGGCCUCCAAAGACUCGGCCAUUCUGGCUGAGGGAGGCAGCAGCCCUGACCUCUCAGAGGAGUCAACAGGACCCAGGCGGGUGGAGGACAAUGAGCGAGACAUGGUCCAGUACAGUUACUCCUUCUUCCACUUCAUGCUCUUCCUGGCCUCGCUCUACAUUAUGAUGACUCUCACUAACUGGUACAGCCCUGAUGCAGACUACACCAUAACCAGCAAGUGGCCAGCAGUGUGGGUGAAGAUCACCUCCAGCUGGGUGUGUUUAGCCCUGUACAUCUGGACCCUGGUGGCUCCCUUGAUCCUCACCAACCGAGACUUCAGCUAAUCAGCAGCUCCAUCUCUCUCCUCCACAAACCUCCUCUUUUUUCUUUUUUUUUUCUCUACAGAAAUUCAGAUUGUGUUGCCAACAUCUUCCUUUCAAAAUAAUCUCACAUUUUAUAAUUUUAGCUGGAGUUAGUCUAAUUAUUUAUUAAAAUUAAAAUUGGAUCUGGUUCAGAGGUGCCAUAACAGCUGUUUCAAGCACUGGUAUUACUAUUUACUGUAGUGAUUUCAUACCAAUGCAUAGCAGCAGCUCAUUCAGGAUACAUUCAAGAGACAUCCAAGGACAAUCCUACAUUUUCUACCAAAGCACAAAAACACCAUGAAGAAAAACAUUCCAUUUGUGUGUGUAAAUUUAUUAUCAAACACAAGGUCCAAAAUAAAACCAGCAGCAUAGUUUCAUAUUGUGUACUCUUAACAAUCUAAAUGUAUCUCUGCUGUAACAACAAGAAAUAGUCAGAUGUAGUCAAACACAGAUUUUUUUUUUUCACUGCUUAAAAAUAUGAAUGUACACAGUAGUUUGCUGCUAUGCCUUCUAAUGCCUUAAGUGUCCAACAUGUUUCAGAUCCAUUAAUAUAUUGAAUAUAUUAAGAGUAUUAUGAAAUACAUGAGUGCAGUGAACUACUGCCGACUAACAUGACUUUAAGUCAAGUUAAGUUUCUGCCAAAUAUUUAAGAUAUUCAAUGUAAGGGAGUUUUAGAGAUGUGAUGGUUUCAGGCUGUAAAAUAAAUCCAUACAGUGACAGCAUACAAUCAACAUUAUGACUUAUUAAUUGUUUUUCUUUCACCAUUGUAUUACUCCAAAUAGGAUGGAAUAUCUUUAAUGUUUAUUAUGAUUUUAUUUGUAAAGAAUGCCAUCUUUUUGUAAUUAAAAAAAGCUGUUUUAUUAGAAAUAAAUGUCAGGGAAUGGAUAUUAAAUGGUUAAAUAUGUUAUACAUAUAUAUAUAUAUAUAUAUAUAUAUAUAUAUACAUAUAUAU
Epinephelus fuscoguttatus (brown-marbled grouper) is the source of this 2725-nucleotide messenger RNA. RefSeq names its product serine incorporator 1 (gene serinc3). The record is from RefSeq and is a predicted model, not a curated record. Gene Ontology annotation, cellular component: membrane. NCBI's taxonomy places the organism in Eukaryota, Metazoa, Chordata, Actinopteri, Perciformes, Serranidae. The transcript is spliced from 10 exons. Bases 316 to 1755 code for a protein of 479 amino acids.